This is a messenger RNA of Sitophilus oryzae (rice weevil), 1441 nucleotides long. RefSeq names its product (Lyso)-N-acylphosphatidylethanolamine lipase. The record is from RefSeq and is a predicted model, not a curated record. NCBI's taxonomy places the organism in Eukaryota, Metazoa, Arthropoda, Insecta, Coleoptera, Curculionidae. Gene Ontology annotation, cellular component: lipid droplet.
UAGCAAUAAUUAGAUGUUUAUUUUUUCAUUAAAUUAUGGAUCAUCCACACUUUUUUUUGGCUUGAAAUACUUAUUUCGAUGUAUGCUUUCGAGUGAUAUAAAAAAAAGUACAAAAUUCGGAGGGUGUUAUAUCUGACAAGCACCUUUAAUUCGAAUUUUCCCAACACUAGUACCACUCGUACUUAUAAUAGGUAUCUGGUUAUCUCAUAUCUCCCUUUUCCCUUUUAGUUAUCACAUGGUUAUCACUGGUUAUCAGCACGAAUACACAAUACAGCACGAAUAGCAUUGCAAAUUAUUCUCAUAAAUAAAAUGAUUAGUCUGUUUCCAACCUUUUUAAUUUAAGAUUAAUUAACCAUUGGCCUUGGCCAUUGCUAUUAUUUUUUUCUGGGAAGCCUUGAAAUGUUUUGUUCGCUCUUGUGCAUUUUAUUUUUUAAGUAUACGUAAUUUUUAAAUUAAGAAAAUGUUGGAUAAUAGAGAAGAAGAAGAAUUAGAACUAGAAACUCAUAAACAAUAUUCCAGCUGGUUGAGUCCGAGUUGGUUAUCAUGGAAUAAAUAUUCAGAAGGAAUGUUAAGAACACUUGAAAAAAGAAUUUUGCAAUUUGUAAAAACAUCAUAUCGGGGUUGUUAUGUAGAUAUAGGGCCUGUGGUUGGCCCAGCUGACAAAAUAUGGACCUUAAGUUUCAAUACAAAUUCCAAAAAUAUGCCCUUAGUUCUUAUUCAAGGCCUAGGAGCAGGUGUUGCAUUGUGGUGCUUAAAUAUAGAUGCUUUAGCCGCAACUAGACCCGUGUAUGCUUUUGAUUUACUAGGCUUUGCUAGAUCAUCCAGGCCAGAUUUUGAUAAUGAUUCUGUUGAAGCUGAAAGACAGAUGGUUCGGUCAAUUGAAGAAUGGCGGAAAGAAAUGAACUUGACGGAAUUCAUUAUAUUAGGACAUAGUUUGGGAGGGUUUUUAGCAGCUUCAUAUUCGAUAUCCUAUCCAAGAAGGGUAAAACAUAUAAUAUUAUCCGAUCCAUGGGGCUUUCCUGAAAAGCCUUCUGAUAAUGCUCAGACUAUUCCUUUGUGGGUAAAGACUUUAAGUUAUAUAAUACAGCCGUUCAAUCCAUUAGCUGGUGUAAGAGUAGCAGGACCUUUUGGUCCGUGGUUUAUAAACAAAUUACGCCCAGACAUAUCAAAGAAGUAUUCCAGUGCCUUAAAUGAAUAUUUAGCAGAUGAAUUGAUACCCCAGUAUAUUUAUCAGUGUAACUCUCAGUAUCCAAGUGGCGAAAGUGCUUUUCAUACUAUGAUGUAUAAUUUUGGAUGGGCAAAAAACCCUAUUGUUAGAAGAAUAGACAAGCUUGACCAAAAGAUACCAAUAACUCUCUUGUAUGGCUCAAGAUCAUGGAUAGAUCACUCAGCUGAGGACAUUUUAAAAGUAAAAAGAAGUGAUUCUUAUUUCAAACUACAG